ACAGCAACAACAAAAUAAGGAUUGAGGUUGACGUGGCUGUGACAAAGUUUGUGUUACUUGCUGUUCCAAGUUUGUUAUUCACAGGUGUCUGUGUGGAUUUUAGAUCAGGAAAAACUAUAUUUUGGGUCUAAACAUGUCUGAUUCGGAGGAAGAGUUUGCCAGUGCUGAUGAGGGAGACACUGCCUCAGCAAAGAUGACUACCAUCGCAUCCAGUGCUGCAGAGAAGCCAGUCAGCCAGAGUGGGAAGGAAACCCAGAAGAGUAAGAAAGGGACGUCAGCAAACCAAGCCUCAGGGGAUACAGCACGAAAAACUGAUGCGGCAGUUUCCAAAGCAGAUGACAGGUCUGGUACAAAGAGAAAAGGUAAAAACUCCAAACAGAAGAGGAAAGAUAACAAAAAUAAGAAAGAUUCAAAUGAUGGCAUAAAAGAAACAGAGAGUGCAGGUAAUGGUGAUAAAACAGCUGUUGCAGGUGUUGUGGCAGAUGAAGUGGAUAAGAUGACAUUGCAGAACAAAUCAGAUGAUACAGAUCAGGAUUCUGCAGAGACCAAGCCUGUAGCUUCUGACAGCUCAAAACUGGCUACUGAAACUGAAUCUAAAGAAAAUGUUAAAACUGUAUCUGACUCUGAACAAUUGAAGCAGGAAAACUCAGAGAAAUUUGAUUCAAGCAAGGAUAAAGAGACAUCAGAUGUAUUGGACCAGACCAUUGACAGGGAUGUUUCAUCAGUAGCAGAUACUUCCACCAGCUCAGACACAACUACAGCAGAUUCCUCUCAACAACAGACAGAGUCUGGGUGGGGAGGCUGGUCUAGCUGGGGAUCAUCUCUUGUCAAUGUAGCCACGGCUUCUGUGUCGACAUUCACUAACCAAGUGGGAGAGGGGCUCAAUACAGUCCUGGAGACAGUAGAGACUAGCCUAGGGGCUCCCCCACCAGAGGAGCUUGUCAGAAGUGACAAGGAGGAUGAGGGUCAGGUAGAGACAGGUGAAACAAAAUCUAAUGAAGACAGUAAACAAGUUUCUGAAAGUCAAACUAAAGAGGAACAGAAAAAAGAUAAUGUUCAGGAGCCUCAAGCAUCCAAGGGGGAUGGGGUGUCUACUUCUGAAACGAGAGCUGCGGGAGAGUCCAAAGGUGGUGGAUGGCUGUCGGGCUGGGGUGUGUCCAAUCUUACUCACCUUGUCAGUGAUACGGGGAAGUCACUGAUGACUGGGGGCUUGGAUGUGCUGGAGACAAUAGGGAAAAAGACAUAUGAUGCCUUGUCUGAACAUGACCCUGGGUUAAAAGAUGCCAUAAAGGGAGGCAACAAACCAAACCUGUCAUCCAUCCUGCGUGACGCCAAAGUCCAGGCAGAGGAAAACUCGCGUCUUGAGGCAGAAUACGAGGAGUUGAGGCAGGCCCAGUUUGGAGCUAUGUUUGAUGAGUAUCAAGGAUUGGUGAACCUUGAAGCGCUAGAGAUGCUGUCUAACCAAGCAGAAAACAGGGUGCAGGCAUUGUUAGCGGUUGGUUCACCAGAAAACUUGGCAGUUCUUAAGAAGAAACUUGUGGAGCUGAAAGAGGCUUUUGAGCUGGAAGAUUUAGAUGAAGACGAAGAAGAUAUCGAGCAUGACUUCCACAAGUUAAUUUCCUCCCAUCUGUCAGAAUUUCACAAGGGAACUUCACCUGCCAAACUCUGUGCUGUACAAGCCAAAGUUCAUUACUGGCUCACCAGCCUAGAUUCUGAGGGAGAGUCCUCUUCAAGUCCAAAGGAAAUUCACAAAAUGUCAAUCCAGGCCUUGGCAGAGUUGACGGCGAAGACGGUAGAGCAAUACCACAAGGCAGGGGAGCUUCUCCUGUUACAGGGUGACCAUGACACAGACAUGCUGGACAGGGCUAAGGCGCUUGCCAGUGUUACAAAGGUUGUGUGUACAGAAGUUGGUAUACUCUCAUCCAAAUUCACAAAGUGUCUCAACAAAGCUGCUGAAGGCACAGAAGACAGUGAGUCGGUGAACACCUUUAUUACCAAUGUGUAUUUGGAGGCUUCUAAUAGCAGCACCUACAUUCAGGAUGCAUUUCAGCUGUUGUUACCUGUGGUGCAGGAAGCCACGAUAGAACAGACACAGGCUGAAUCCCUUCCUGUCACCUGAUCUGAUGACACAUCAAAUUAGACACUGUCAUCAUUUCAGCUGUUGUUAACUGUGGUGAAGGAAGCUACAAUAGAACAGACACAGGCUGAAUCCCUUCCUGUCACCUGGUCAGAUGACACAUCAAAUUGGACACUAUCAUCAUUUCAGCUGUUGUUAUAUGUGGUGAAGGAAACAACGAUAGAACAGAUCCAGGCUGAAUCCCUUCUUGUCACCUGGUCAGAUGACACGUCAAAUUAGACACUGUCAUCAUUUCAGCUGUUGUUAUAUGUGGUGAAGGAAGUUAGGAUAGAACAGACACAGGCUGAAUCCCUUCCUGUCACCUGGCCAGAUGACACAUCAAAUUAGACACUGUCAUCAUCUCCGUUGUUGUUACCUGUGGUGAAGGAAACUACGAUAGAACAGAUCCAGGCUGAAUCCCUUCCUGUCGCCUGGUCAGAUGACACAUCAAAUUAGACACUGUCAUCAUUUCAGCUGUUGUUACCUGUGGUGAAGGAAACUAUGAUAGAACAGACACGGGCUGAAUCCUUUCCUGUCACCUGGUCAGAUGACACAUCAAAUUAGACACUGUCAUCAUUUCAGCUAUUGCUACCUGUGGUGAAGGAAACUACGAUAGAACAGACACGGGCUGAAUCCUUUCCUGUCACAUCAAAUUAGACACUGUCAUCAUUUCAGCUAUUGCUACCUGUGGUGAAGGAAACUACGAUAGAACAAACCCAGGCUGAAUCCUUUCCUGUCACCAGGUCAGAUGACACAUCAAAUUGGACACUAUCAUCAUUUCAGCUGUUGUUAUAUGUGGUGAAGGAAGUUAGGAUAGAACAGAUACAGGCUGAAUCCCUUCCUGUCACCUGAUCAGAUGACAUACCAAAUUGGACUCUAUCAUCAUUUCAGCUGUUGUUAUAUGUGGUGAAGGAAGCUACAAUAGAAAAGACACAGGCUGAAUCCCCUCCUGUCAUCUGAUGACCCAUCGAAUUAAACAGUGUCAUGAUAUCCCUCUUUGAAAUUGAGACUUCAAAUUGUCUUUGGAUUUAUGAAAAACAUUUACCUAGUUUGUAUCUAAUUUACUAUUUUGCUGUUAGUUGAUAAUGUUUCUGGAUGUUGUCCACUUGUAUUUUGCGUGGAUUCAGGUCACUGUGAAAUCUCUCAACAUUUCAAACUCUUAGGAUAGAUGACCAGUGGAAUGUGGCAUGCACCGAUUGUGCAGUGUAAGACUUUUCAUCCAGUAUUCCAUUUAGGUCUGUGGUGUCCAUAUUGCUUUAGUGCUAUUUUUAUAGAAGAAAGAAGUUUGAUUUUGCCAUUUGAUUAGUGGGCACUACUGUUCUAACUGACAUCAUUUUGUAAUGGGUAAUGCUUCUUUCUUUAAUGACUGCGACAUCCCAUCAGGUGAUGCCUAACAGAAGUACAUACUUGUACAUGUAAGAGACCAUGAUGCUGCAUCACAGCUUAUAUCAACUGAUGUCACCAGCUGUAAGCAUCCUCAUGCGCGAUACCAUAAUCUGUUGGGUUAAAAAAUAUGCCAUAUGCUUAUUUGUAAUUUCUACAGUUUUGACUUUUGUGGCUGUGUAUGGAACAUUUGGAAGUCUUGUGGUGAUUUGAAUUGUGAAUUUUGAAAUUCCCUGGUCAUAGUGAAAUACAAGAUUACUAGUGUGUAUACAAUAGUUAUUGAAGUGGUUUAGUAAUGCUGAAAGCCUUCUACUAAAUGCUCAUUCAGAACCUUGAAAAUUAAGCUUGCUUUAUCGUUAUUCCAAGUUUGAAACACGAUAAAGGUUUUGUUUUGACUUGUGUAUGAAGUAUUUUGUUUCAUAUUUUAGUUUUUUUUUCUUCUGAUUUUGAGUGAGAUUUCAUAUUGUAAAACUUCAUAUUGUAAAACAGUGGAGUACAGUCUUAAAAGGUAUAGGGAUGUAUUUUCCAAAAAUUACACUCAUGUCGUUUUUUUAUUGACAUUUAUUCAGACCUGUGGAAGUGUUGUUGUCUCGGACUACAUAUAAGGCAUGUACUAUAUACGCGUGUUGACUCAUGAUGGAUAACAUGUGUCACUUGUAUACUUUUAUUCUAUCAAAUACAUGUUCUACAUUGUAUGCCCCAUUGCCCAUAAUACAUGCAUAUCUAAUAUUUACUUGUAAACAUAUGUUUAGUUGUAUUGUGGGAAAACACAGAUCAUUUCAUAUUCAGAACUUUACAGGGAAUAAUUUGUUCCGAGAACAGUGAGCAACAAAGAUAUGAUACAGGUAUUGCUGUUUUUCUAUGCUAUUUGCCUUUGUGUUCAGUUAUUUUAAAUUUGAUCUGGACUACGACAUCAGAAAAAUGCAUCAUACAAUGGUUAAAUUGAUUAGUUUCUGUAUUUUAUUUGCUUCAUGUAACAGUCAAGAGAAAGCCAAAUUUCUGUUAUUGCAGUAACUUGACAUCAUUUAUAAGUCCUGUAUUUUGCAAUACUGGAAGUGUACUGGCCAUUAAAGAUCACGAAGGAGCCAGCUUUAUUUAAACUAUCUGGGGGAGGGGGUCUAUUUCUUAAUACUCCGCCCUGCGAAUAAUCAUGCUUGUAAAUCACAAAGAUGCGAGAUGGCAUUAUAAUGUGAAUAGAUGUACAUACAUUAUAAAUAUAUUGUGAUAGAUGUACAUGUAGACUGUUGACAAGCAGGCUGUAAAUAAAUGCA
Messenger RNA from Liolophura sinensis, 4770 nucleotides. RefSeq names its product protein FAM114A2-like. The record is from RefSeq and is a predicted model, not a curated record. The coding region runs from base 134 to 2119 and encodes 661 amino acids. The transcript is spliced from 13 exons. NCBI's taxonomy places the organism in Eukaryota, Metazoa, Mollusca, Polyplacophora, Chitonida, Chitonidae.